UCGGCUGGUACGUAUUUCCAGCCACGCUGGGUGUAAGGGAGAAGAGGCUGCUGUCGUUUUCAGUGGAGAUUUUGGCAAUUUCCUUGUGGAAAGAUACAUAUAUCUAUUUUUUAAAUUAUCAUCGUUUAAGAAUGGGCGUUGAAAUCGAGACAAUAUCGCCAGGAGACGGCAGGACGUUUCCAAAAAAAGGACAGACAUGCGUUGUUCACUAUAUAGGAAUGCUCCAGAACGGCAAGAAGUUUGACUCUUCUCGAGACAGAAACAAGCCUUUCAAGUUCAAAAUUGGCAAACAGGAAGUGAUUAAAGGCUGGGAAGAAGGCAUGGCACAGAUGAGCUUGGGGCAAAGGGCAAAACUGACCUGUACCCCUGACAUGGCAUAUGGUGAAACAGGACAUCCUGGAGUCAUCCCAGCCAAUGCCACACUUAUCUUUGAUGUAGAGCUGCUGAAGUUGGAGUGACAAAGUCCUUAAUUGAUAUUUAAUUGCAAGGCUGUUGAAUGGAGAGCCAAGUGAUAAUGACAUUUCAUGCAAUGCAGAAAAUGACUUGCAUCAACAAAUGCUCUGAUCUAAUCUGCUUAAACAUACUUCCAGACACCAUAGCAAUAUCUAGCUUCAACCUUCCGGACCUAAGGAACUAGCAUGGAAACAAAGACCACAUCAAAAUGAAGAGGAAAAGAUUGCAAGAACUAUAAAUUUAAAAUGCUUUUUUUAAAAGCUAGAAACACUCAGCAGGCCAGGCAGCAUCCAUGAAGAGAGAAUCCGAUUUACCAUUUCAGAUCAACAUCUUUCCUCAGGACUGCAAAAGCUAGAAAUAAAACAACUUGGAAAUUGCAACAAAAGGAGGUGGGAAAGAAAGCAAAAAGUGAUGGGAUGCAAAAUGCCAUCACACUUUUUGUUAUUUAGUUUCUUUUUCCCUUCACUGUGCCAUGGAUCUUCACUUUGUUCUUUUCUGCUGAAAGUUUCCUGAAAUUUAAUUUUCAAUUUGCGGCAUCUACAAUAUUUUGCUUGUGUACUAUUUCAACCAGUUUGCAACACACUUUGAAAUAUAUAAUAAUAAAACUUCAUUUUUAAAUCAU
This is a messenger RNA of Mobula hypostoma (lesser devil ray), 1075 nucleotides long. RefSeq names its product peptidyl-prolyl cis-trans isomerase FKBP1B. Gene Ontology annotation, biological process: protein peptidyl-prolyl isomerization. Gene Ontology annotation, cellular component: cytoplasm; sarcoplasmic reticulum membrane. NCBI's taxonomy places the organism in Eukaryota, Metazoa, Chordata, Chondrichthyes, Myliobatiformes, Myliobatidae. Bases 132 to 458 code for a protein of 108 amino acids. Gene Ontology annotation, molecular function: peptidyl-prolyl cis-trans isomerase activity. The record is from RefSeq and is a predicted model, not a curated record. The transcript has 5 exons.